AUGGAGUUUUCGGAUGUAACCUGCAGAGUCGAAUGCCUUGAAUCGGUUGGUGAAACGUAUAUCGGGACACUGCUUAUUGGAAACGAUUUUCUCAACAUCACUGAUUGCCAUGAUGAGACAAAGAAUUUCGGCGUCCCCACAGCGGCUUUCUGUCUCGAGCCGAAUUCUGUACGUAAUUGGCGAGCGCUUCGUCUUAAGCCCGUGGAAACCGUUUUUGGACCGGAAGAUGCGGAGAUCAAACAAGUGUCAUUUCAACACGAGGAUCCCGACACAAUGCGAACGAUGCAAGUUGUAUUCGAGGGAUGUCACUUGGGUGGGGAGUUUAAGAGUUGGCUU
Messenger RNA from Mesorhabditis belari, 336 nucleotides. Lineage: Eukaryota; Metazoa; Nematoda; Chromadorea; Rhabditida; Rhabditidae. The record is from the annotation of a GenBank genome assembly.